Diabrotica virgifera virgifera (western corn rootworm) is the source of this 570-nucleotide messenger RNA. RefSeq names its product B2 protein-like. The coding region runs from base 106 to 459 and encodes 117 amino acids. The transcript is spliced from 2 exons. Gene Ontology annotation, molecular function: odorant binding. NCBI's taxonomy places the organism in Eukaryota, Metazoa, Arthropoda, Insecta, Coleoptera, Chrysomelidae. The record is from RefSeq and is a predicted model, not a curated record. Gene Ontology annotation, biological process: sensory perception of smell.
UAGUUUACUUUAUUUACUAGCAUGGAAAUCAUGUUGAGCACCAUACUGUUUUGUUGCAUUAGCUGAUUAAAUAAAUUUUUAAACUCUUCUAGAAAUUUGAAUGAAAUGACUCCAGAGAUCAAAGCAAAAGUGAUAGAGAUUGGAAGAUCUUGCAUGGAAGAAAGCGGAGCAGACUUGGAACUGAUUAUAAAACUUCAACAAGGAGAGUUCACUGAUGAUCCUAAACUCAAGCAACAAUUUCUUUGCAUGAAUAAAAAAAUUGGCCUUCAAAAAGAAAAUGGGGAUAUAGAUGAAGCCGCAAUUAGAGAGAGAAUUAAUCAAUUUACGAACGAUCCUAAGAAAACAGAAGAGCUUAUGAAGGAAUGUGUUAUUAAGGAAGCGGCCGCUGAAGAAACUGCUUUCAAAAGUAUUAAGUGUUUAUAUGAUAAAGCUCCGAAGGAUGCUAUUAAGAAAUUUUAGGUUUUCAUGCCGUUUGAUAAAGUUUAAAUAGUCGAACGGUGAAACAAUUGGCUUCAAAACGUUUUUUACUAAAAGUGUACUAUGUAUAAUAAAAGAUUUAAAUCUUUAAAA